GUCGGUGUUGGUUGGAGGGGAAGACAAGCUGGAGAGCCCGGGCAAUCUGAGAUCUGAGCAGCAAUGUGUAAUGUCAAUACAUAGUAUAUAUAAUAUAAUAUAUAAUAAUAUACAAUGUGUAAUGUCAAUACAUAGUAUAUAUAAUAUAAUAUAUAAUAAUAUACAGUGUGUAAUGUCAAUACAUGGUAUAUAUAAUAUAAUAUAUAAUAAUAUACAGUGUGUAAUGUCAAUACAUAGUAUAUAUAAUAUAUAAUAAUAUACAAUGUGUAAUGUCAAUACAUAGUAUAUAUAAUAUAUAAUAAUAUACAAUGUGUAAUGUCAAUACAUAGUAUAUAUAAUAUAAUAUAUAAUAAUAAUAUACAAUGUGUAAUGUCAAUACAUAGUAUAUAUAAUAUAAUAUAUAAUAAUAUACAAUGUGUAAUGUCAAUACAUAGUAUAUAUAAUAUAUAAUAAUAAUAUACAAUGUGUAAUGUCAAUACAUAGUAUAUAUAAUAUAAUAUAUAAUAAUAUACAAUGUGUAAUGUCAAUACAUAGUAUAUAUAAUAUAAUAUAAUAUAAUAAUAAUAUACAAUGUGUAAUGUCAAUACAUAGUAUAUAUAAUAUAAUAAUAAUAUACAUGUGUAAUGUCAAUACAUAGUAUAUAUAAUAUAAUAAUAAUAUACAAUGUGUAAUGUCAAUACAUAGUAUAUAUAAUAUAAUAUAAUAAUAAUAUAUACAAUGUGUAAUGUCAAUACAUAGUAUAUAUAAUAUAUAAUAAUAUACAAUGUGUAAUGUCAAUACAUAGUAUAUAUAAUAUAAUAAUAUACAAUGUGUAAUGUCAAUACAUAGUAUAUAUAAUAUAAUAUAUAAUAAUAUACAAUGUGUAAUGUCAAUACAUAGUAUAUAUAAUAUAAUAAUAUACAAUGUGUAAUGUCAAUACAUAGUAUAUAUAAUAUAAUAUAAUAUAAUAAUAUACAAUGUGUAAUGUCAAUACAUAGUAUAUAUUAUAUAAUAUAAUAAUAUACAAUGUGUAAUGUCAAUACAUAGUAUAUAUAAUAUAAUAAUAUACAGUGUGUAAUGUCAAUACAUAGUAUAUAUAAUAUAAUAUAUAAUAAUAUACAAUGUGUAAUGUCAAUACAUAGUAUAUAUAAUAUAAUAUAUAAUAAUAUACAAUGUGUAAUGUCAAUACAUAGUAUAUAUAAUAUAAUAUAAUAUAUAAUAAUAAUAUACAAUGUGUAAUGUCAAUACAUAGUUUAUAUAAUAUAUAAUAAUAUACAAUGUGUAAUGUCAUUACAUAGUAUAUAUAAUAUAAUAUAAUAUAUAAUAAUAUACAAUGUGUAAUGUCAAUACAUAGUAUAUAUAAUAUAAUAUAAUAUAAUAAUAAUAUACAAUGUGUAAUGUCAAUACAUAGUAUAUAUAAUAUAAUAUAAUAUAUAAUAAUAUACAAUGUGUAAUGUCAAUACAUAGUAUAUAUAAUAUAAUAUAAUAUAAUAAUAUACAAUGUGUAAUGUCAAUACAUAGUAUAUAUAAUAUAAUAUAAUAUACAAUGUGUAAUGUCAAUACAUAGUACAUAUAAUAUAAUAAUAAUAUACAAUGUGUAAUGUCAAUACAUAGUAUAUAUAUAAUAUACAAUGUGUAAUGUCAAUACAUAGUAUAUAUAAUAUAAUAAUAUACAAUGUGUAAUGUCAAUACAUAGUAUAUAUAAUAUAUAAUAAUAAUAAUAUACAAUGUGUAAUGUCAAUACAUAGUAUAUAUAAUAUAAUAUAUAAUAAUAUACAAUGUGUAAUGUCAAUACAUAGUAUAUAUAAUAUAAUAAUAUACAAUGUGUAAUGUCAAUACAUAGUAUAUAUAAUAUAAUAUAUAAUAAUAUACAAUGUGUAAUGUCAAUACAUAGUAUAUAUAAUAUAAUAUAAUAUAUAAUAAUAAUAUACAAUGUGUAAUGUCAAUACAUAGUUUAUAUAAUAUAAUAUAUAAUAAUAUACAAUGUGUAAUGUCAUUACAUAGUAUAUAUAAUAUAAUAUAAUAUAAUAAUAAUAUACAAUGUGUAAUGUCAAUACAUAGUAUAUAUAAUAUAAUAUAAUAUAUAAUGUGUAAUGUCAAUACAUAGUACAUAUAAUAUAAUAAUAAUAUACAAUGUGUAAUGUCAAUACAUAGCAUAUAUAUAAUAUACAAUGUGUAAUGUCAAUACAUAGUAUAUAUAAUAUAAUAAUAAUAUACAAUGUGUAAUGUCAAUACAUAGUAUAUAUAAUAUAUAAUAAUAAUAAUAUACAAUGUGUAAUGUCAAUACAUAGUAUAUAUAAUAUAUAAUAAUAAUAAUAUACAAUGUGUAAUGUCAAUACAUAGUAUAUAUAAUAUAAUAUAUAAUAAUAAUAUACGUGUAAUGUCAAUACAUAGUAUAUAUAAUAUAAUAUAUAAUAAUAAUAUACAAUGUGUAAUGUCAAUACAUAGUAUAUAUAAUAUAAUAUAUAAUAAUAUACAAUGUGUAAUGUCAAUACAUAGUAUAUAUAAUAUAAUAUAUAAUAAUAAUAUACAAUGUGUAAUGUCAAUCCAUAGUAUAUAUAAUAUAAUAUAUAAUAAUAAUAUACAAUGUGUAAUGUCAAUACAUAGUAUAUAUAAUAUAAUAUAUAAUAAUAUACAAUGUGUAAUGUCAAUACAUAGUAUAUAUAAUAUAAUAAUAUACAAUGUGUAAUGUCAAUACAUAGUAUAUAUAAUAUAAUAUAAUAUAAUAAUAUACAAUGUGUAAUGUCAAUACAUAGUAUAUAUUAUAUAAUAUAAUAAUAUACAAUGUGUAAUGUCAAUACAUAGUAUAUAUAAUAUAAUAAUAUACAGUGUGUAAUGUCAGUACAUAGUAUAUAUAAUAUAAUAUACAGUGUGUAAUGUCAAUACAUAGUAUAUAUAUAAUAUAAUAUAAUAUAAUAAUAAUAUACAGUGUGUAAUGUCAAUACAUAGUAUAUAUAAUAUAAUAUAAUAAUAAUAUACAGUGUGUAAUGUCAAUACAUAGUAUAUAUAAUAAUAUACAAUGUGUAAUGUCAAUACAUAGUAUAUAUAAUAUAAUAUAUAAUAAUAUACAAUGUGUAAUGUCAAUACAUAAUAUAUAUAAUAUAAUAUAAUAAUAAUAUACAACGUGUAAUGUCAAUACAUAGUAUAUAUAAUAUAAUAAUAUACAAUGUGUAAUGUCAAUAUAUAGUAUAUAUAAUAUAAUAUAUAAUAAUAUACAAUGUGUAUUGUCAAUACAUAGUAUAGAUAAUAUAAUAUAAUAAUAUACAAUGUGUAAUGUCAAUACAUAGUAUAUAUAAUAAUAAUAUACAAUGUGUAAUGUCAAUACAUAGUAUAUAUAAUAUAAUACAUAAUAAUAAUAUACAAUGUGUAAUGUCAAUACAUAGUAUAUAUAAUAUAAUAUAUAAUAAUAAUAUACAAUGUGUAAUGUCAAUACAUAGUAUAUAUAAUAAUAAUAUACCAUGUGUAAUGUCAAUACAUGGUAUAUAUAAUAUAUAAUAUACAAUGUGUAAUGUCAAUACAUGGUAUAUAUAAUAUAAUAUAUAAUAUACAAUAUACAAUGUGUAAUGUCAAUACAUAGUAUAUAUAAUAUAAUAUAUAAUAUACAAUGUGUAAUGUCAAUACAUAGUAUACAUAAUAAUAAUAUACAAUGUGUAAUGUCAAUACAUAGUAUAUAUAAUAUAAUAUAUAAUAAUAUACAAUGUGUAAUGUCAAUACAUAGUAUAUAUAAUAGUAUACAAUGUGUAAUGUCAAUACAUAGUAUAUAUAAUAUACCAUGUGUAAUGUCAAUACAUGGUAUAUAUAAUAUAUAAUAUACAAUGUGUAAUGUCAAUACAUGGUAUAUAUAAUAUAAUAUAUAAUAUACAAUGUGUAAUGUCAAUACAUAGUAUAUAUAAUAAUAUACAAUGUGUAAUGUCAAUACAUAGUAUAUAUAAUAUAUAAUAAUAUACAAUGUGUAAUGUCAAUACAUAGUAUAUAUAAUAUAUAAUGUAUGUGACAUCAAGAUUAUUCCAUUUGUUGUUGUUAUUAAAAUAUUUUUAUCUUUUACAUAAGGAUUCACAACUAGUAUACUGUAUAUUUUAUUUUGCAUCUUAUUGUGUUAAGUGUUGGGGAAGCACUUUUGUAUUGGUUGUGAUCACUACACAUUUUUAAUUGCACAGUUAUUUGAAGCGCCAGGCGCACUUAUUUAUAAUAUAUAACAGAAAAUUUAUGCCAUACUUACCGAUAUUUUCUUUUCCCAGAUAUAUGCCAUGACAGCACUACGUAUGGGUAUAGCUCCUCCCCUUCUCAUUUGGACAGGAACACCUCCUAAGUAAGAGACUCCCCCCUAUAGCCCUUCAGUCUUAGUUUAAAGCCACGAAACAACACAUGAUUUCAGAAGAGAGUGGGAUCGCAGUGCUGCCAUGGCAUAUAUCCGGGAAAAGAAAAUAUCGGUAAGUAUGGCAUAAAUUUUCUGUUUUCCCCGGAUAUAUCCAUGGCAACACUACAUAUGGGUUAUACCCAAGCUGAAAGGAGUAAGGGAUGGAGAAUAAUAACCACAACGCAUAAAUCCAUGCAAAUACGGUUUAUUGAUCCAUAAACUAUAAGGCAGCAGAGAGGACACUUCUACCAAAUUCUGUGGUAGAUGAACGCACUACAUCCAACUGAUAGUGAUUGAUAAACGUGUUGGAGGACCAUGUUGCUGCCAAACAAAUGCGAUCCGCAGAAAUGUUGGCUGCAGUUGCCCAAGAAGCGACCAAGGAUCCAGUAGAAUGAACUCUAAGGACUUGAGGGACAGGAACUCCGGAGGCUGAGUAGGCCUGACCAAUGGCUGAGAUGAUCCAUCAGCCAAUAUGAGAUGAAGAAGCGGCUUGACCCUUCUUGUAACCUGAAGGAAUAAUAAACAGUCUAGAUAUCUUCCUUAUGUCUGAAGCACGGUUCAGGUAUGUAGAUAAACAGUGAACCAGAUCCAAACAAUGCCAUUUCUCUUCUUCUUCCGAUGAGGGAAAAAGGCUGGCAAAAUGAUGCCCUGAUUCAUAUGGAAAGCAGAAACCACCUUGGGUCUGAAAGCUGGAAUCAUACGAAGGAUCACUCUGUCUUUCUGAAGAAUCAAAAAGGGAGACUCACAGGAGAGAGCGCUUAGCUUGGAGAUUCUUCUACCUGAGGUCAAGGCAAUAAAGGCAACCAACAGAACGGUUUUCAACGUAAGAGUAAGUAUAGAAACACUCUCCAAGGGCUCAAACGGAGAAUCAGAUAAGGCCUGUAAAACCAGAGGUAAAUCCCAAGGAGGGGAGCAAGACCGUACUGGAGGGCGAAGCUUGAGAAUGGCUUGAAAAAAAUCUAGCAAUAUCUGGAUCAAAUGCCAAUUUCCGAUCUAACAGAGCAUAGAUCGCUGAAGUAUGCACUUUUAGGGAGCUGAAACUCAAACCCUUGUCAAAUCUGUCCUGUAAAAAGUGAAGGAUGUCACGGAUACUGGGAGACAAAGGAGAAAUAUUACGUGCCAAACACCAGCUACAGAAGAUUUCCCAAAUACGAUAGUAAGCUGAAGAAGUGGAUUUCUUCCUGGCAUUCAGAAGAGUAUAAAUUACUGAAGAAGAGAAGCCUUUGCUGGAGAGACGUUGCUUCUCAAUUUCCAAGCCCUUAAAUUGAGAGACUGAGGAGAUGGGUGAGAGAUCGGACCUCGUUGUAGGAGACUGAGUUGAUCUGGGAAUUUCAGAGAAAUGUCCAGAGAGAGUUUCUGCAGCAGGGGAAACCAAGGCCGCCUGGGCCAGAAGGGAAUCACUGCGAGAAUUGUCGCUUGCUCCUGCAGGAUCCUUCUUAGCAGGGUGAAAAUCAGAGGUGUUGGGGGAAAACAUACCCCAGAUGGAACUUCCACUCGCAACAGAGAGCAUCCUGGUGUUCCGCCAAAGGGUUGAAGUAACGCGAGAAGAACCUUCCCACCUUGCGAUUCUUCGCUGUGGCCAUCAGAUCUACCUGAGGAAAUCCCCAAUUCUGGACUAUGCGUUGGAAUGCCAGAGGGGCUAACUCCCAUUCUGUGGGAUCCAGGGUUACUCGGCUUAAGAAAUCCGCCACUUGAUUGUUCUUUCCCGGAAGGUAAACUGCCUUGAUCCCCUUCAAAUAAUUCUCUGACCAGGACAUACGUGGGGUCAACACUUUCAUUAAGCGUUUGCUCUUUGUACCCCCUGAUGAUUGUAAGCAACUGCAGAGGUAUUGUCUAUCCUUACUCUCACCCAACUUUGUUUCAGACAAGGAAAGUGCAGAAGAGCCUGGAAGACUGCUUGCAACUCUAAAACAUUCGAGGAUAGAGGAUACUGUUUGUUUUCCCACUGCCCCUGAACAUGAAGAAGGCCCAAAUGAGCUCCCCAACCUGAUUGGCAUGCAUCCGUCGUGAGAGUAACACAAGGGAUAUCAUUCAGAGGAUACCCUUGAUAUAGAUUCUCGUUCAUCAGCCACCAUGCCAGUUCCUUCUUGAUCUCUGAUGAUAAAGAGAUUGCUUGAUUCAGAUCCUUGUUCUCAAACUGGGAUAGAAACCCUUCUUGUGGAAUCCUCAUAUGCCACUGGGCCCAUCUCGUAAGGCCUAUUGUAGAGGACAAACUUCCCAGAAGGCUCAUAAAUUCCCGGGCCGGGAUGGAGUUCAGAGGCAGAAGACAAAGGAUCUUUGAAUACGAAGCCCCCUGUCCAAGAAUAGGGAGACUUGUGACUGGAUUGUGUCGUAUCUUGCCUCUAAGUAUAUCAUAACUUGAGAGGGGGAAAGCUGACUCUUCUUGAGGUUUACCAACCAUCCAAAUUUUUGAAGAAUUAAAAGAACCCGAUCUUGAUGAAGAAGGAGAAUAUCUCUGCUGUGUGAGAGAAUCAAGGUGUUGUCGAGAUAAUGGAAUACUGAGAUGCCUUCCAGAUGGAUAUAUGCUAUUAAGGCAACCAGGAUCUUGGGAGCUGUGCUCAGGCCAAAGGGAAGGGCUCGAAACUGAAAAUGCUGAUGGCGAAUCGCAAAUCUCAGGAACUUCUGGUGUGGUGGAGCAAUAGGAACGUGAAAGUAAGCAUCUCAAAGGUCUAUGGAGAUUAACCAGUUGCCUGGGGAGAUGACUUUUAUAAUGGAACUUACUGAUUCCAUCUUGAAUUUUCUCACAUACAGAUUUUCGUUUAAUUUGUGAAGGUCCAAAAUUGGUCUCCACUCCCCUGAUGCUUUCGGAGUGAGAAAAAGUCUGGAAUAAACCCCCAAUCCUCUUACUUUUGCAGGAACAGGACAUAUAACUCCCUCUGCUGAAAAGGAAGAAACAAAAGAACGAAUAGCCACUGCUUUUUCUGUUUCCAUAGGCAUGCUUGUAGACAUGAACCGGCGAUAAGGGUUUGUCGAGAAUUCCAGGUAGUAGCCAGAUUUUAGGGUCUUUAAAACCAACUUGUCCUGUAUUGCUGGAGCCCAGACCUCGUAGAAGUGAAGAAGUCUUGCUCCCACUCCCAAGGGCUGGACUGGCGUCCCAUCAGAAUUGCUUUGAAGGCUUGCCAUUGCCACCACGUCCUCGGGUGGUUUUGGAAGAGGAAAGUCCACUUUUCUAGGAUUGGAAUCUGGAAAACUCUCUACCAGGUCUGUAUUGUCUAAAAUCCUUGUCCCGAAAGGAACGUCUGUCCUGCGGAAAGGAUCUUUUAGGACAUCUAUCUUGAGGAAGAAAGGCCUUACGUCCUUCUACUGCCUUUUUGAUACAUUUAUCCAGAUAUUUGCCAAAGAGCAUCUCUCCUUGAAAGGGGAGGGAACACAGGCUAUUUUUUGAAGAAUUAUCUGCCACCCAAUUACGUAGCCAAAGAGUACGUCUUGAUGCUACAGUAAGGACCAUGCUUCUGGAGAUGGUUUUAACCAAAUCUAUAGAAGCUUCUGAUGAAAAAUCAAUAGCCAGCUUAACUUUCCUUAAGGAUUCCAGCAGCCUGGAUCUACUGACUCCACUUGAUAUGUCCUCUUCGAGGUCAUCCAUCCACUGCUUCAAGGCUCUAGAGACAGAUGUCAAGGCUACAGCAGGACGAAGCCCAGAGCCAGAGGCUAAAUAUGCUUUGGACAAAUUUGAGUCCAUACGUUUAUCCAUUGGAUCUUUUAAAGUACCGGCAUCAUCCAAUGGGAGGGUGGUCUUUUUGGCUAGUCGGACAAUUGCUGCAUCUACUUUGGGGGCGAGGUCCCAAUAGUUACUGUCCGUAGCCUUAAAAUGGUAUAGUUUAGAAAAAUGACCCUGAAUAGUGAUUCUUUUUUCAGCCUUCUUCCAUUGCUUGCUUAAUGAGGUCCUCAAUGGUCUCAUGCAAUGGGAAAGUAGGAUUGCGCCUUCUCAGGUCAGCAAAAUGCUUACUAGAAGCUGGUUCGUCCACUCUCUUAUCAUUAAGCUCCAAGGUAUCACGAACUGCCUUGAUUAAAGCUUCUAUUUUCACACUGUCUAUAAAGACAGGAGAGGCCCCAUAUUCUUCAUCUUGAGAUGACAACUCGUCUUGCUCAAAUACCGGGGGUACAUAUUUGUCAGAGCUUAAGUCAGCAUAUUGCUCUGGGCUAAAAGAUCUACAUCUUUUCUUAGCCCUCUCAGACUGUCGAAGACCCUCCGAAACUGCUUGAUGGAAGUAAGAAAGAAUAUCUGGAUCUGGUUCAGUAUGGCCUGCCUUUGCUUUAAGACAAGCUAAGCAGAGCCUUUUCCCAGGAAGCACCUUGUCGUGACAAGCUUCACAUAAUGGGGUCUUAUCUUUCUUUUUCUUGUAUGAGGAUCUGUGGGCAGAACUGAAAAUCCUCCAGUCAGAAGUCUGAAAUGCACUCUUUUUAAAAAAAAAAAAUUUUUUUUAUUAGUAUUGUCUCUUUAAAAUUUUUGUAGUGACUUGCUCAGAACCUCUAGAUUGCGACCUAUUUCUCGAAGCCUUACCGGGGGAAUCCAUAGUAUGGGCAGAUAGAAAGAAAUUAGAAUUUCCAGCAACCAAUUAUUGCCUUGAAAAAGGACUGGUGGAAUAGAGAAAUUAUAAUAAAAGGACAAGAAAUGUCACUUACCUGUAGCCAGAAGACAGAAGUUUAAUCCAGUUAUGCAGAGAUACAUCAAACAGCAUACUGACAGAAUAGAAGUGCUUACCUUUUAAAUAUAGGAUGCCGAACCAGGAAGUAAAUACCUCUGCUGCUGGCCUUCCUCUGGUGUGCGUUUCACGUGCGUUCCACUGCUGGAGAGAGGGAAAAGAUAGGCAGAAAAAACGGAAGUGCCGAAACCGGAAGUGCUAGCAAUAUCGGCGUGCGUUCCAUGACCGAAUGGAUCAGCCACAAGGAAACAGGAGCCCCCCCUGGUCAGGUAAGUUCUUGAUCCACUGCCACUUACAACCUGAGGAUAGGGCAGGCCAUCUUUAUUGGGAAAGCCAAGAAGCCCACAUUUUUUGCAGCAAGUAGGUUAACCCUUCUGUGGGAAUUACCACCUCCCUGGGUCUGGCACAACCAGCUGCUACCUAUAGGGUUACUGCAGCAUAGCUACCCGGUCGCUAAGGGGGAGAAUCCUCCAGGGGUUCGCCCUUGGUGAGGCACCGUGUCCUAAGGCUUCCAUGGGGAGAGAGGCUGAACUCCCCAUGGUCCAGGGGUACAAUUAGACCUGAAUAAGUCACAAAAGAAAAAUUUUAGGAGAUGCAACCUCCACUGUCCCUGAGAAGUGGACAGGAAAAAAAGACUGAGUAUAGGGGGGAGUCUCUUUUAUUUAGGAGGUGUUCCUGUCCAAUUGAGAAGGGGAGGAGCUAUACCCAUACGUAGUGCUGCUAUGGAUAUAUCCGGGGAAAUAGUGAAUAAUAUAUAAUAAGCAAUGGUCUAGUAUGUAUAAUAUAUUAAACAAUGUGUCAUGUCUUAUGUCAACUGUUCACAUAUAGCACAUUAUAUAUAUAUAUAUAUAUAUAUAUAUAUAUAUCACAUAUAUAUAAUGUAUAAUACAUAAAGUUUGCUGUGAUUCAAUAUGUAUAUAAGUAAAUAUAGUAUUGUGUCAUUCAGUAUGUAUAAUAUGUCUAGCAUAGGUUUGACUGGAGUCAGUUGGUGUCUCGGUAAGGCAUAUAAAAAAAAUUUGACCCUAGUCAAGACAGAAAACUCAAAUCCGCUGCCUCAUAAUAUUCUAAUAUAACGCCUGAGAAAUGGACAGACUAAGUUAUCAUUUAGAAGGGAAGGUGACCAAACUGAGGGAUAUAUUAUAACAGAGGAGAACAUGUGUGCUUGCUUAGUAGGGGAUGUAGGGGGGUAUCAGUAGGACAACCAGGAGGUGUAGAAAAGGAGAAGUCAGUUGUAAAAAAAAAGUUAGGAAACCAUUUGAUGUUUUAAGGAUGCCAAAAGAAGCUUUGAAGAGGGAUAUAAUGAAACCCCAAGAGCUGAUCCUUAGUGGACAUCUUGAAAGGUGGAAGGGAAGACGAUUUGAUAUGUUGGUCAGGGGAGAGUUGUAUUGUGGAUAUCAAUGAAAUGAAGCCAUUGAGAAGCAUCUGGUAUCAAAGACCAUAUAUUAGUUAAGAAAAUACAAAAUCUUAAUAUUGUUGGGUUAUUAUAGAGCUUUUUCAAAGAGACUCUCAUAGGCUUGAGUCAAGCCACCAUUUUUAAUGCAUUGCAUAGAUAACCCUUUAAAAUUAUAUAUGCACAAACCAUACAUUAAAAAUAAUAAUAUAAAAGAUACUCACAUUUAUACUUCCAAUAUUUGCUGCAAACCUUAAGGCCUUGCAGCCUCUGCAAAGAGGUGUCAUCAAGCAAGCAAGUGAGACAGACAAGCCUAAUGUUCACCUAAAUAGUGCUUUAUAGGCUAGUAGAAGUAUCGAGGAGAUGUAGUUGAAUAUGACAACUACGUACUGUUGAAAGCUAAAAGCUGAACUACAACUCACUUAAAGACACUAUUAAUUACAUCAUUAUGUGUACAAAAAGGAAAGAAUCAUGGCUAUCAGAGACCCAAAAAUCAAACGAUAGCAUAGCAGGAUAGUCCACAUUACCAAUCCUUAGAGUGGCCGGGCCUCAAAGGGAGCCUUUAGUAGAUAACAAGAGAAUGGUGACAUACACGAGCCAAGGACAAGGAGUAAAGAAAAUCAGAAAAAAAACAAUACAACUAGCAUUAAGUCAAAGAUAAACAAGCCAAUACCACAUUUAUUUAUUUUUUCAAAUAUCUGUUUUUUAUUGUUUUUAUACAUCAUGACAAUUAAACGGUAGUGUGGAUACAGAAAAAAAAAAAGGAGGUGGGGGAAAUCAUAAUGAGAGGGGGGGGUACAGUUCACUGUGAUGCAUAUACAUUUACAGAGCGCAUAGCACAUAUACAGAGCGCAUACAUUCCAUAACGUUGAGGUUGUAAGAUAACGUUGGGGUUAUAAAAUUUAUGUUCAUGGUCGAGUUUGUAAUAACCUUCAUUGGACUCUGCGUACCAACAGUGUUUUAAGCACGUUGCUAUUGCCAUACGCAGUCGUCAAAUUAUACAGCUUUUAUAGCUUUGCUAUUUGCGUUUCUAUCAGCUUGCUCCCUGCUCAGGGGUUUUGCUCCCUGCUAGUCUGCGGCUAUGUUGCAUAAUCUCCUCGACUUCGCUACUUUUUUAAAGACCUUGUCGUCAACUGCCAGCAAGUGUGUUACAUACUGUUAGGAUGUCCUGCUCAGUCGUGCCGCUACGAUUGUUCCUAGAGUCAUCUUAUCUUAUGUCUCAUUCUCCUUCCCUUGAGGACCAGCAUUCCCACUCCCGCUCCCUUCUGUGUUCAUUACCCUGUACCCUGCCUGCCAUUCGUUCGUAAGAGCAGAUCGUGUCUAUUCUUUGGCAUAUAUUUUCCAUUGUUGAUACAUUCUUAGUUUUCCAAUGGGAGGCUAUAUUGAUUUUUGCCACGGUAAGGAUAUUUAGUGCCACUGUUCGAUUUGCGUGGUGCGCUAAAUCAGGGGCUAUGUGUAGAAGGUAUCCUUUUGCAUCUUUGGGGAUUGUGCAGUGUGUUAUGGUAUGUAUCAGUGUGCCCACUUUAUCCCAGUACUCCCCAGGGCAGGGCAAUCCCAGAAUACAUGUAGCAUCGUACCUCUACUUUCCUCACAUCUCCAGCAGUUCGCAGGUGCAUCCGCGUAGAUGCGCGACAGCCUGUGCGGUACUAAGUACCAACGCAUCAUUAUUUUACAAUAUGCUUCCCACAGCGACAGGCUGCUCGAUGCGCGUUUAGUGUUGCGCAGCGCCUCGUGCCAUUGUGCUAAAGGAAUCGAGGUUCCCAGUUCCUCCUCCCAUUUGGUCAUAUAGGAGAGUUUCCCUGCAGUAGGGCCUUGGAGGAUGGUGCCGUAGCAUAGGGCUAAGGGCUAAGGGCUUCGUGCACGUGUGUGAUAGUAUUUGUUGCGGUUGUAGUGCCCCCUGGGGAUUCGGGUCCAGCCCCCUAUUUAAUGCCGUGAGAAGGACGCUUUUCACUCUUAGGUAUAAGAACAUGUCCCUCGUGCUUAAUGAGUAUUUCUGUUGAAGCGUGGGGAACGGUAUGAUUUCUGAGCCUUCGCAUAGAUCUCCCACCCGGGCUAUACCUUUGUCAGCCCACGUUUUCAGUGACAGGUCGGUUGAUAGCGCCCCCAGCGUUUCCACUGGUGCGGAUCUAAGUAAUGUUGCUGUUCCCACUAUGUGUUUACCCCAGGACACCCAGGACCGUAUUUGGAAUUCAGUGCAACGUAGCUUGGGUUUAGUUGUUGGCAGGGGAUAAGAAUGUGUCCACAGAGAGUGGGUCAGGUCAUAUGGCUGCAGGCAGGCGUUUUCUAAUUCUAGCCACAAUGGUUGAAAGCCGGCAUUUUUUGGUUGUAAUAAUCGGAUGCUUUGGGCUAAUGUUGUAGCCCUAUAAUAACCCCUUAUGAUGGGGAGGCCCAAUCCUCCUCUGUCAUAGGGAAGUCCCAUGCUAUUUUGCGCCACUCAAGGUGGUUUCCUCUUCCAGAUGUGCCCGUUUAUCGUAGAUUGGAACAUGGUUAUUAGUUUGUUUGGCAGCGCUAUGGGGAGUGUGCGGAAUAAGUAUAUGAUCAAGGGCAGUACCAUCAUUUUGAGCGUAUUGAUGCGCCCCAGCCAGGACACCUCUAGGUCAGCCCAUUUCUCUAAUGUCCCUUUUAUCUUGUGCAGCACGGGGUAGUGGUUCUCUUUCUGGAUUGUUUGGAGGGAUUUGGUUAAUUUUAUUCCUAGGUAGGUCAGGUUAUCCCGUCGCCAAUCAAACUGAUGCUGUUUUAUUAGCUCGGACACCUCCUUUUGUGGAAGAUUUAUGGGAAGAGCCUGGGUUUUGGUGAUGUUAUUUUUAUAGUAAGAUGUUUGACCAUAUCUCCCUAGGAGUGUCAGUAACUCCGGGAUGGAGGUGUCUGGUUCUGUAAGAAAGAGAAGUAUAUCAUCUGCAAAGAGCGCUAGCUUCUUUGUACCCCCUGGUGUGUUCAACCCUUUGAUAUGCUCAUUCUGCUUAAUCAGUCGUACUAAUGGCUCUAGGCACAGUAUGAAUAUGAGCGGGGAUAAUGGGCAGCCUUGGCGUGUGCCGUUGAGGAUGUCGAAGGGGUUCGAAAGGAAGCCUGUAUUGAAGACUUUAGCAAAGGGUCGGUGGUAGAGCGACAAUAUGCUACGGAUGAACUCGGGGGGGAUAUUCAUGGCCGCUAGGGUACUCUCCAUGUAGCCCCAGUGCAGGCGGUCAAAUGCCUUUUCUGCAUCUAAGGCGAGGAGCAGCCCCUUUUGGGAGGACUGGUUGGCCCAAUCUAUGAUAUUUAGAAAUUGUCUGGUGUUAUCCCCCACCUGUCUUCCAGGUACAAAUCCUGCCUGCUCCGCGGAGAUUAGUGUUGACAACAGGGGCCGAAGCCUCGCCGCCACUAGUUUUGCGUACAGUUUUACAUCCGCAUUGAGGAGGGAGAUUGGCCGUAAAUUGGCGCACAUCGUGGGUGUUUUGUUGGGUUUGGGUAGGGUAACAAUGUAUGCUCCCAACAUGUCCCGUGGUAUGUCGCCUGAGUUUUUUAUGGAAUUAAAUAGCGUUGUUAGGUGGGGAGUAAGUUGUGGCGCUAGCUUUAUGUAGUAGUAAUUGGACAGGCCGUCUGGGCCGGGUGCUUUAUGCUUAGGGAGCGUACGUAUCGCCAAUUCUACUUCUUCCUCAGUGAACGGUUGUUUGAGUGAUUCCGCUUGGGCUGGUGACAGACGGGGGAGGGUUGCUUGCGCUAUGAAUUGCUCAAUUUCCACCCUGGUGGGUUGAUGUGUCCCCGGGUCCCUACCCAGUUGGUAUAGGUUUUCGUAGUAGUGCGCGAGUUCAUUUACUAUGUCUUGGGGAUGGUAAAGUUUCGUCCCUAGUGAGGAGGUGAGGUAUGGUAUUUUGGAUUGUAUAUAUUUCUGUUUUAGUUUGUUAGCUAAGCGUUUGCCCGCUUUGUUCCCUGUCAUGUAGUAAGUUUGCUUAAGGUAGCGCAUGUGCCUCUCAGUUAUUUUUAGCUGUUCUGCUUCUAAUUUUGCUCUUAGGGACGUUAGUUGUUUAUGAGUACGUUUAGUUGGGUUGGCUUUGUGUUGGGUUUCAAGCGUGGAAAUUUCCCGCUCCAUGCCCAGCUGUGCGUUUUGAUGAUGUUUCUUUGUUAGGGAGCCAAUUUGCACAAGGUGUCCGCGCAUGACCGCUUUGUGCGCUUCCCAUUGGGUCGUCAGUGGUGUCGUGCAGUGUUCAUGAUCUGAGAAGUAGUGGUUUAGAUGGGUGACAAGGGCCUUGAGGUGCUUGGGGGUGUCCAAUAAUGCCUCAUUUAGUUUCCAUGUGCCUCUUCCUCUAGCGGGGUGGGGUGUUUUCAUUGUGAUUAUCAUGGGUGCGUGGUCUGACCAGGUGAUGGGCCCAAUCUGCGCUUUAAGCGCAUGUGAUAUGGUGCGUUUGUCAAAAAGACACAGGUCUAUUCUGGAAUAUGUCAUGUGAGGUUGUGAAUAGAAUGUGUAAUCCCUAUCUGUGGGGUAUAGAUUGCGCCACACGUCAUAAUAGUCAUGAGUGUGUAGUAGGCUGGAAAGGUGGGUUCCCAGGGAGAUCGAUCUGCUCUUUGGUGUUUUAUAGUUCGUUCUACACAUGUCCAUGUGCGGGUCUGGUGAGCAAUUAAAGUCUCCACAGAUCAGUGUGUGGCCCUGCUUGUACCGAUCUAUUUUCCGGAAGGCCGUGGUCAGGAAGGAUUUCUGAGAGUCAUUCGGGGCAUACAGAGAUGCCACCGUUAUCUGGAGGCCGUUUAGGGACCCCACUAGUAUCAGUAGCCUCCCAUCUUUGCCUGUGUAUUGUUUGGUGAGGGAGAAUGCCCAGUCUCUGUGGAAGUAAAUCGAUACUCCCUUGGAUUUUGUGUUGGCCAUGGCAUGAAAUUCCUGGGUAUAGUGCUUUAUCUGGAAUUUGGGUGGAGUACGUUUGCGAAAGUGUGUCUCCUGUAAGCAGACUAUUGCCGCUUGUGUUUUUAAAAUUUCGCAAGCAGUCAUCCUACGUUUGUGGGGGCUGUUAAGGCCUUUUACAUUCAGCGAAAGUAGCUUGAGUGAGUCACCCAUUGUCUGUUGUUGGGCUAACGCUAAAUGAGUAGCUGCCCUGGUGUGGGUUGAUGAAGUAAGUGGCAUCACUAGUGAACCGAUAGGUGAAGGGUUUUAGAGAAGAGUGUAAGGAGAAAAAUAAGUAUUUACAGUUUUUUAACACCUCCCUAGGCGUUAUCCUCGACUGAGGUGUGAGCAGGUCAAUUUGUCCCCUCAUCACGAUCAGUCUUGGGGGGGUUGUAUGGUGAGGAGUGACGAGUAGACCCUCUACCUUCCCUGUUUGCCCGCCAGUGCAAUCCCGCCUUUAGGAGCUAUACUUAUGUGGCUACCUCCUGCAUGACCGCACCCUAUUGUCCCGUCACCGGAUAGGGGCCGCGUAUACCCGUGCCUCAUUUCCGUCAUGGGGUCAGCGUUUGUUACUCUGGUCGUGUCGUGGUGCACGAUGCUCCCCUGCGUGCCCCUUCUGUGUAACGGUCCCUGCACAUGCGUAAUACAAAUGGGACAGCAGAUGUUUUAAACCUCAUCAUUUGUUGCAUUGUUCGAGCUCCUUAGUGAUGUGAGGCUUUCCACUAUAGCUCAGCUUUGUCAUUGUGUGGCCCUCCAUCCCCACGGCCCCCCCGCCUGCUGUUCCCUCCUGUUUGCCACUGCUUGCUCUAGUGAGAUUCCCCACCCUGCCUGGGAAACCAGUUGCUUCGGUGCUGCAGUCCUAGUAGUGCUCACCUGGCACCUAAUUGUCAGGUUCCGGUUGGGACAUUGACAGGAGUACCAUAUUAAGACGGGGGGGGGGGGGCAUAAUGCCGAAGUGGCCAUGCAUCCUAUGAGCCCCAAUCUCAACCUAUCCCUCUGUAGAGUGCGCGCUUGGUCGUGCGCUGAUGGGGGCAUUCGUACCCGGGGACUGCCAGUUUCCAGGGGUGCUGUCCUACAUUCGCGGGUGUGGUAUACGGUCUGAGCUAUACCCUGUCUCUCUAGCAUUCUGCCCUCCUCAUAUACCAUCAACAUUUACAGGGUAUUGUGAUCAUAGUCUCUGGAGCCAUCCAGCCCGUCCCCCCGGGCCCUAUGGUACAUUUAACUGGGCCUUCGCGCAAGCUCUGUGACAACAUUUGAACAUGAACAAUAUUAACCAUAUAAAGAAAAGGAUAUUCCUGUUUCACACAGUUCGUUGAUCUUUUAGUCUUUCCAAUUUGGCGGCUAAACAGGCCUUCAUCCUCAAAUACCACCAAUAUUUACACUGAAUUAUAUCAUAGUCUCUAGGGCUAUCCAGCCCCUCUCUCUGGGCACUAUGGUACUUUUAACAGGGCCUGUGCGCAAAAGCUAUAACACUAUUAUAACACGAGCAAUAUUAACCAUACAAGUAAAAGGAUAUUCCUGUGGCACCCAGCGCGUUGCUCUGGGCCUUGCCUUUGAGCGGCUAAUCGGGCCGUCAGUUCUUUCGGGUUUUGCUAGGUGAGCCCACCAUUUGCCAGUCCUCUUGCAGCCGUCGCUGCGGUGAUCCUCUGCGUACUUCAGGCUCCUUGUAAGGGAAGAGGCCCCAUUCCGCCAGUAAUCUCAUACCCACUUCGGGUUCUUCUGCUAUGUGAUUCUUCCCCCCUUUCCACACAAUCACCUUCGUGGGGUAUCCCCAGCGGUAGGGUAUAUUGUUAUUCCGCAACGUUUUUGUUACUGUGAUGAAGUCCCGUCGGCGGGCCAUGGUGCAGACAGGUCCGCGUACAGUUGAAUUGUUUCGUAGGGGUCAGGUAAUUUGGGAAGUUUCCGAGCCGCGGCGAGCAGAGUCUCCUUUGCUCUAUAAUAAUGAAAGCGUACCACCGUGUCUCUCGGCGUAUCUUGAGCGAGUCUCGGUGGGCGCGGGAGACGGUGGGCCCUGUCCAUGAGCCACUCUGAGUCCACAACGUUUGGCCUUGCAGAUUCCCAACAAGUAGGCCAUAAGCGCGUCCCGCGAGACAGAUUCUGGGAUCCCCCUGAAUCGGACGUUUUUCCUGCGGGAUCUGUCCUCCAUAUCAGCCAAUUUCCUCUUAAAUUGUUGGUGUUCCAGUGUUAUCUGAUGCACCGUCUCUGCUAAAUCAUUUUGUUCUGCGCUAAGUGCGUCGGAGCGGGCCUCAAGGCGGUUGGUACGCUCACCGAUAUCAUUGAUGUCUUUCCUCAGUUCGCUUGUGACUUUUUUGAAGUCAUGCUGGAGCGAUACUCUGAAUUCUUGGAGCAUGGUAUAUAAUCUCUUUUCGGUUACGGGCGCAUCUGUGUAGUGGCCUAUAUCGCCCUCCUGUUCUUCUUGUAGCUCAGCUCCUUGAGAGGCCUGCGGACCCUCCUCGCCGUCUUGCGUAGGCCGCACUUUAUCUUUUUUAGCGCUGCGGACCGGGUCCGUGAGUUUUGUCUGCUUCGCCGGUGCCAUCAUGCACAGUGAGGUAGGUAAUACGUCUGGGGGCACUUUGGCGGCGUUAUGCUGCGGUUUGUCACGCUGUUGGGGUCUUUUUUCGCCGGAGCUCCUACUCCAUGCGGCCGUCCACCUCGGUAGUUGGCCACGCCCCUCCAAUAUCACAUUUAAAGGAAAAACAACAAGGAACAACAUUGGGCUAAGCAGAACUAACAGGACGUCUGCGUCCUGAGGAGACCGGUUUAAAUACCAUAAUAUUUACAAAAGUUGGGGAAUAUUCUGCGAAUAGAAUUUAGUAAUUCGAAUAAAGCUUGACGUUUGCUUUUUAGGUAAAAAAUGAUUUUCUAAUAAACACUACCCCUCUACUCCCGUUGGCUCAGCCAGCUCUGCAUCAGGGUGAGUUUCUAUUGGUAAUAAACAUUCCAGUGCACCAAAAAAUGCGCGAAGAAUGAGGAGUGAGUUGUAGAAAUUUUGAUGCAGGAAUGACGUGAACUCCCAUUUGUAUAAAGUGCCAAAUGGGCUCAGCGUCCAGAGUGAUGCGCGGUGUGACAAUUACACAGAGGGGCGGUCACUGCCUGCAUGACAGUAAGAAGAAUACAAAACACUGCGUGUACCUAGAAUUGUCCUUUAACCACACAUCAAUAGAGUGAUUGGAGAUGGUCAGGAUUGUCAUUAGAUGGGUUUAAUCUGCCGUUAUAUGCCAUUCCCACAACUAAUUUUAGAAGAAAACCAAAGAAAAGGCACUGGCUGCUUCUUAUAAACCCUGGAGCAGGGAUGGCCAAAAUCCCAUCUGUUCUAGAACUACAACUUUUGGCUGGCAUGGGAGGUGUAGUUCUGCUGCACCUGUGGCUGCACACCUCCCCCCUGGAUAAGUCAUUUCCAGAGAAUAUAUCUUUAACUGUGUGUUUCCUUUUUCUCUCUUACAGUAUGACACUAGCUAAUAGAAUUUGGCCAUGGAAGAUUCUGAAGAUAAAUGCCUCACUGUAAAAGAAAAAGUAAAGGUGAGUAUUUGCAUCAAACAAAAAUGAUGCUCUAAAACAGGGCUGUCCAACCUGCGCCCCCCAGAUGUUGCUGAACUACAACUCCCAUGAUUCCCUGGCUAUCUGUUUCAUUGAAAGAAUCAUAGGAGUUGUAGUUCAGCAACAUCUGGGGGGCCGCAGGUUGGACAGGCCUGCUCUAAAAUGUAUUGACUUGGAAGUAGAAAUAUUCCCCUGAUGAGGAUUCCAUGGGCCUUCCUGGCUUGUAGUGGCUUGAAGCUUUUAGGUUUGGCUAGCAGUGUAGGAUAUUGAUAUUUCCUGACAGAUGUAUGCAAAUGCAAUCUUCUCAUAAAUACUACGAUGAGGUAUUUUUUUAAAGUGUAUCUGUUGUCUCUCCUUAUAAUUCCAUUUUGUGUGUACCGGUAUAUUGAUUUUAGUCCAAUUUCACAUUAUUGGUGCCUUUCACUAAUUACUGAGUGUAGGUAAUUGAAAACCUAAUUUCAAGAUUUGAAUCCGAUUUUUGAAAUGAUAAUCACACACAGACUUGUGAAUUCUAAUCUUUUCUAUUUUUCUAACUUUCUACAGCUAAAGGAAAAACUUGCUUUGUUGAAGAAAGAAUACAAGAAAACGUUUAAUCGCUUGCAGGUGAGCAUAAGGUUCUGUGAAAUAUAAGGUUUUCUAAUAACUAGUAUGACGUUCUCUGAUAAAAUGUGUUAUUGGGCGUAUUCUCAAUGUGAACUGGACACAAAUCCAUUCUGCUCCUGUUUAGAAAAAGUUGCGAUCACUGAGCUUUAAAAUGUACAUGUGAUACGGAAUAUUCCAUAUCAUGACUUUUGUUAAAUUUUACGUAUAGGUGAUGUUAACCAAAUUUCUAGCAGAUUAGCAAAUUCAAUUUAUGGUUAUCAGUUUUAUUCUCCAAACUGUGAAUCGUUUGCAAUUCAAAGUAAAUUUCACAUUUUGUACCACAAUUGCUAACCGAAAACAGCUCGCCUGGGGAAUUUUUACCAAUUUGGCUUUUUAUUGCCCAAAAAUUGAAAUGCACUUAGAAUCCUGCCAAUUCACACAUUGCUAAAUAAGUCCGGAUUUUCUAUUGGUUGCUUGUCUAUGCUGGUGCCCAGCAUUAAGAACUCUAAUUAUAUAAUUGCCGCAGUAGGGAUACAUUAUGAUAUAUACCCAAAUUCUUUUUUUUUUUUUGGAUGGUGCAAAAAGUAUUUGAAGAUGUCGUACCCUAUCCAUCUUAGCUCACAUCCAAUCUGAUAUGUGCUGGACGAUCUAUACAAUGACUAGCAGUAUUUACUUUGAGUUUGCAAAUUGACUAUUACACUUAAUUUGCCUUAUUGAUCUGUUCUUGUCGGCAAAGUCAGUACUUUAUAAAUGUAUUUAAUUGGAUUUGCUUCUCAUAUGUGGGCUAGUAUGGAAAUGGCAUUGCCUGGGGACUGAGUGCGCCUUUUGUACGGUUUGUGUUUAAUGACCUAACUUAUUGGCCAAUUUUUUUUCUGAUUGUGGACUUCAAAUAUCAGAGUUUACUUUAUAUAUAAUAUUAAGAUCAUCAGCAUUGACAUAUUUAUCUAUAGACAGAGAGGCAAUUGCUACAACUGUUCAAACUUUAAAAGGUUCAUCUUAUUUCUCUUACACAGAGAUCGCAAAGAGCCGAGAGAGUCAAAGCUCAUGUGAAGAAGACUAUAGAGGAGCAGAAUCGUUUACGAAGACAAGACCGUAAAGAAACGCUUACAGCAGGUGUGUCCCGGGAGAAUGUCACCAUUCCUUCAUUCUAUGUGUGUUAGCUGAACUCAUCGUGUCAUAGUGACACAACAUUUAACCUACACGUUGAGCAAGUUGAAUUGAUAGCAAAUAGUUUUUACUUAAAGAGACAGUGGCGGUUGGAGUAUAUUUAUAUUUUGCAUUACAUAAUAAUUUAAAUGGGAAAAUACUUUUAGGGCAAAAGCCAUUUUAUUGAAAGCCAUCAUGUUCAAACUUAUAUUUCCCGAAGCGAACCUGCUGAAAAAAUGGCAAACCAACCUCUGCUCAUUUUUUUUAUAUAUUUUUUAUGCAUGCGGAUAUGUCUGUGUUAAUAUGUGCCUUUCUAGAAUUAUUAACAUUAAUAGCAGAUGCUGUACUAAAUAAAAUAAUUACCAUUGUGUACUUGAGGCGUGUGACACAGUACAUGUUUAUAUAACAAGAUAUUAUGUUUGCGCAAGGAAAAUAAAUACCAUUAAUAUUAAUACCGAUACAGAUAAGAUUAAUGGUGAUCUAUUAAGAGUCCGGUCAUCAUGGCCUGCUCCUUAUAUAGGUUAUGGUGUAAGUUGGUCCACCUCUUCCUGUCUUUCUUUUCCUAGUUUCUCGUAACUACAGUAAUACAGCGAGGGGAAAAAAAUAUUUGAUCCCCUGCUGAUUUUGAACGUUUGCCCACUGACAAAGAAAUGAUCAGUAUAUCAUUUUAAUGGUAGGUGGAUUUUAACAGUGAGAGACAAAAUAACAAAAGAUAUCUAGAAAAAUGCAUGUCAAAAAAGUUAUAAAUUGAUUUGCAUGUCAAUGAGUGAAAUAAGUAUUUGAUCCCCUAUCAAUCAGCAAGAUUUCUGGCUCCAGGUGGCUUUUAUACAGGUAACGGGCUGAGAUUAGAAGUAUUCUCUUAAAGGGAGUGCUCCUAAUCUCAGUUUGUUACCUGUAUAAAAGACACCUGUCCACAGAAACAAUCAAUCAGAUUCCAAACUCUCCACCAUGGCCAAGACCAAAGAGUUGUCUAAGGAUGGCAUGGACAAGAUUGUAGACCUACACAAGGCUGGAAUGGGCUACAAGACCAUCGCCAAGCAGCUUGGUGAGAAGGUGACAACAGUUUGUGCGAUUAUUCGCAAAUGGAAGAAACACAAAAUAACUGUCAGUCUCCCUUGGUCUGGUGCUGCAUGCAAGAUCUCACCACGUGGAGUCUCAAUGAUUAUGAGAAUGGUGAGGAAUCAUCCCAGAACUGCACAGGAGAAUCUUGUUAAUGAUCUCAAGGCAGCUGGGACCAUAGUCACCAAGAAAACUAUUGGUAACACACUACACCGUCAAGGACUGAAAUCCUGCAGGACACACAAGGUCCACCUUCUCAAGAAAGCACAUGUACAGGGCCUUCUGAAGUUUGCCAAUGAACGUCUGAAUGAUUCAGAGGAGUACUGGGUGAAAGUGUUGUGGUUAGAUGAGAGCAAAAUCGAGCUCUUUGGCAUCAACCCAACUCGCCGUGUUUGGAGGAGGGGGCAUGCUGCCUAUGACCCCAAGAAGACCAUCCUCACCAUCAAACAUGGAGGUGGAAACAUUAUGCUUUGGGGGUGUUUUUCUGCUAAGGGGACAGGACAACUGCACCGCAUCAAAGGGACGAUGAGCGGGGCCAUGUACUAUCAAAUCUUGGGUAAGAACCUCCUUCCCUCAGCCAGGGCAUUAAAAAUGGGUUAUGGAUGGGUAUUCCAGCAUGACAAUGACCCAAAACACACAGCUAAGGCAACAAAGGAGUGGCUCAAGAAGAAGCACAUUAAGGUCCUGGAGUGGCCUAGCCAGUUUCUAGACCUUAAUCCUAUAAAAAAAAAUCUGUGGAGGGAGAUGAAGGUUCGAGUAGGCGACUCCAGGAUCUAAACAUCAGCCUCGAAAAACCCUAAUGACUUGGAGAGGAUCUGCAAAGAGGAGUGGGACAAAAUCCCUCCUGGGAUGUAUGCAAACCUGGUGACCAACUACAAGAAACGUCUGACCUCCAAGUACUAAGUCGAAGAGGUCAAAUACUUAUUUCACUCAUUGACAUGCAAAUCAAUUUAUAACUUUUUUGAAAUGUGUUUUUCUGGAUUUUUUUUUUCUUUUUCGUUAUUCUCUCUCUCACUGUUAAAACACACCUACCAUUAAAAUUAUGGACUGAUCAUUUCUUUGUCAGCGGGCAAACAUUCAAAAUCAGCAGGGGAUCAAAUACUUUUUUCCCUCACUGUAAGCGCCUCCUCCACGCAAAUAAGACACAGCAGAAAACAUAUGGCCUCCUCACCCUUCCAUGCUCAGUAAAGUACCUGUACUUGCUCAUUGGACAACAGUACCCACUAACUAAAACUGUCUCAUUCACAUGUUUUUGUAAAUUUCCCUCUUGUUCUAUCGGCCUUUGGAGCUGUGUUGCUCUCAGCUCAUGCAGUAGUUCCAUUCAUGUUUUCUGAUGAUUGGAAGUUUACAGGUUAUAUUCAGCACUCUGAUUGAAAACAGUCAGAUGUCUAGGAUUGCUGACAGUGGUGUCAGUUACUUCCUGAUUUAGACAGAGCACAAUGGCAGAGGUUGCAAAUACCAGAACAUAUUUUUUUCUUCUUCUUCUAAAUGGUGCAAUUUUAGUUUUUUUUUUUUUUUGUUUUUUUUUCCUGUAUGUUUAAAUGCAUAGUUUCUAUAAUGCAUGAAAAAAUGGGAUCUAAUACAGCCUUGGGAAUGCCUUAAGGGUUUGUAUUUUCACACUUUGUGUCUCUCAAGCUUUGAUUUAGCUGGGUAUUGUAGUCCGUACUGCUACCACUACAUACAAGGGGUGUCUGUCUGACAUUGGUUUUCCAAGUGUCUGGUAAUCAUUAUUUUCCUUCGUUUUCAGUUUUGUGGCUCUUGUUUUCCAUUUGUUGAUCAUUUGUUUCAUUUUUAUGCCACAGAACCACCAUGCAUUUCUGCCAGCACCCUAGGAGAUGUCAUCGAGCCCCAAAGAAGUUGCCAACCCCCGCAAGCUGACAAAGCGAGAGAGUCCCAUGUUACAUUUAAUGCGGACCCCGAAAUACAUUGUGCAGGAGCCAGCUCCCCUCAGGAUUUCGAGAGAGCUCUUGUUGGGCAAGGCAAUCCUUUUACACCCAAGGGUCAGGGCAACCGGGAUCAGACUCCAAGAAGCCGACUGAAGUUAAAUAGAUCAAAGAAUCGAGACUCCUUUGUAGAAUCUUCACAAACAAGUAUCUGUCUGCCCAGCAGUUCUUUGAGUGAGUCAGGACGGCUACGGCAUGAGGUGCCGAGCUUGUAUAACCCAUCAUCACCUGUGUGUAUAAAGCAAACUAAUUUGCACAAUAUUAGUUUAAAGGCAGAUGGAGCUGGGGUGGCAGCCAGCCAUCCCUUACCUAGUGACUGUGCCAAGAAUCGGAAACCUGCAGGUACCACUAAUGUAAAUAAAACUGACCCUGUUCCCAGCACAUUGAUUGCCAGAGGUAAUUCUAUAGGUGAAUGCCACCAUCCUGGUGAUCACACAAAACGCACAUUUUUACUUUCUACAGAUGUGGAGGGUAUAUCAACCAUAGACACUGCGGAGAAACCCAGGGGAAGUAAACAGAACACCAAAGAAGGGCAAAAGAGACAAUCUGGUUCUAUCAUGAAAUGUCCCAUGGAGGAAGCUGCCAGCAGAGCCUUUAAUAAUGCUGGCGAGCGUAACACUACACACAACGCACUACAAGAUUCAGUCGAACAGAAGCCUCUUCAGGUAGACAAUGUGGCCCAAAGAGAGUCCAGUUUAACGGGCGAGCAGAGUAGCCCACUCAGUUCUUGCACUCUUGUAGAGGGGCUUUUAUUCCCCGUGGAGUAUUAUGUAAGAACAACGCGGCGUAUGUCCAGCUGUCAGAGGAAAGUGGACCUAGACGCAGUGAUCCAGAGCCAACUUGGCACCGGCAGGAGAGCUUCGAGAGGGAGAGCAAAGCAGGAGAAAGGCAACGUGGCACAGGAUUGCUCCCUAAUGUCUCCGUCACCUCAAGGUCUUAUAGAACAUGGAUCUGUUGCCAGCAGAACAUCACAGACACCUCUAAGUCACCCACCCACAGGUAGAUCCCGUGGCAGGAGGAGAAAAUGUAAAGGGAGUAGUCCACCCAUUAAAAUGCAGCCUUUGGCAGCUUCUCCUGAUCUUAAGGACCUCUCUGUCCAGCUUGAAUUUGCUGGCCUUACAAGUGGAUCGCAAAGUGAAAAAGAGAACUGUGAGGGGCGAGCCCUGACGGGAACAGAUCCACAGGUCAACCCUGUGUGUUCUACCACUGAAGCAGGAAAGUCGAGGGUUACAGAAGGAUCCAAUCCGGAAGAGGACCAAACACUGCCAGCUGGACAAAGCAUGUACACGUUACGACCACGGAACUCUGCUAGCUUUCAUGGUGAGCCUUUGCAGAAAAACCUGGAAAGCUUUGAAAGCGACCUAUCCAUCCACAAAGCAUUAAAACAAGACCCUAAAUGUGCAGGUGAGUCUUAACCAGCAAGCCACUAAUAGUUAUUCACUGAACUGGGAAUUGUCCAGAAUUCUCCAGGGAAAAUUUCUAUUUAAUGCCAAACUAGUCAAAAUGGAAAAAUUCUCCUAGUGAAACUGUCUUCAUUUCAGCUACUUUGGCCUAAAAAUUUAAAUUAAAAAAGUUUCUAACUUGAAUAAACAGCCUGUUUCUGUGAUACUGGGAUUUUAAAGAUCAAAUAUUGGUCUGGUAUGCUGGAAGCUUUGGCUAUUGAAUCAAUGUUAAUAAUAUGGAGGGAGGAUUGUAUUCACUGAGCAGUGACUUGUGAUGAAUUGAAAAGAAAAACUAAAAUAUAGGUGAAAGAUGAAAACUAGCUAAUUUUCUAAUUCACUAUCUGGGCCUCAAUUUUGCUGCUCCAUAGUUGGCUCUCAACAAUUCACUGUUUAGUAAAUAACUCCCUAGGGUAAGAGCACUUAUAAAAAUAUAAAACUGCAGGUUUUGCUAAAUUCUAGUACUGUUUGUGUGCUCUUUUGGGUACAAAACUAUUUAAUAACCAAUAAAUCAUAUGGGGAGAUGAUUCCAAAAGUUCUCUCCAGCUUUUUCCACUGACAGCAUUAUCGGAGGUGUAGUUAUAGGAAAUCUUGGGGUCACCGUUUUGAACACCCCACUUUAAAUCAACCCCUUGUCCAUUUCAAAUAAAUUAUUGGGGCACACGUAAGCACCCAUAAAUGAAAUUGUGCUGUUGGCAGCUGUCUCUAGGUGAAUCUGAUCUGGAUUUUAUCAUAAAAUUAAAAAGGUUACAUUGUGUCUGUAAUCCUCAACUAAAAAUACUACUUUUGAUUAUUGAUGUUGAAAUAAAGCCUGCCUUUUUAUAGAUCACUAAUCCAGCCUCUGUCUCACUGGUACCUCAUCAAGACUACCGGUUGUCAUUCUCUUAUGUAAAAUAGACAUCUGUAGCAUGGAUUAAUUUUAAGACUAAUGAAAUAUUUAAAAAAAAUUCUAAUAAUAAAAAAAAAGGUCUUAAAACCUGUAAAUUUUACAUAUACCUAUUUCUGUUUUACAGGCUCUGCCUUCUAUUCUCUAAGCACCUGGAUCAGCAUAAAAGAUCUGCCGAUUUGUUUAGACAUAAGAGAUUUCCAUUUACCUGAUGAAGAAUUUGGUGACCUGAAACUCAAAAAGCUAAACACGGUUAACCACUGGGAACUGUGUGUUCCAAAACUAAACAAGGAAGCCAAAAGGACAGGUCUUGGGCUCAACGGAAAGAAAAGCACACUAGCACCACCUAGUGACAGCUCACCUGUCCAGCUAGAGACUAUGAAACUGUAUUCUGAUGACCCAGAGGUUGAUUUUAAACUUUUAAGUGAGGACCAGUUAAGGGAUGUGGAAUGUUCAGCUAGACUUGGACAAGUUUCCACUGAGUCCUUACGGAAUAACACAAUGCCAUCUGAACUGAGCCUCACUCCUGAUCUGUCAAAUUUGUUGAAUAGUAACAUGAGAUCAUCUAGAAAUGAGCUGGCCUCUAGUGAGUCCUCAAAGGGGGACCCAGUGUCAUCUCAACAGAGCCUCACUCCUGAUCUGUUGAAUUUGUUUGAUCUGUCAAUCACUCUCCCUGACCAAAAACCUAAAGAAAAUAAAGAUACGAACUUGAAAAAUGACCCUUUUCCUCUUACCCAGUCACUUAGUAAGACUAGUUUGGAUGCUGCCAGUCAUGGAGAAACCUGCAAGGAACAAGACGCCAAUCUCUUAGAGCAAACCAUAGUUAGCCGUAUCUCAGAUGUCCAAUACACAUCUGAAACAUUGUGUUCGUCCGAUACCCCUUCAUUUGCUGCCGAGGAUAUAGAAAUGCAUGAGCAGACUCAAACCAAAGUUGCUUCCAGUUUUAUUUUAGAAAGCCUUCCACUAGAUCCGAGCUUGGACCUGGAGUCUGAUGGUGUCUCAAGCUUAAACUCUGAGUUAAGAUUAGCUAAGGUGAAGGAAACCGCUCGCAGUGUCCUUUUCUCAUCUUCGGUAUGUUCUAUGCCUCAAGAGAACUUUGAUGGGAUAGAGGUGGUGGCCUCCGUACCAGGCUUCCCAGUGUUGGGUUCUACCCCAGCUAUCCCACCCCCUCCUCAAAGAAGGGAUUCCCCUCUUGCUUCCUGUAGCUUCAGACCAGUUGUGGAGAGUGUCGUCAGCACUGAGACUUUACCUGCACGGGUCGCCGGUGAUGAAUGCCUGUCAGCAGGAGGCGAAGGGAAUUUCUUUCCAGAAAUUGACGUCAAGCAGUGCAACACAACAGUCUCCUUGACAGGCAGUGAAUGCGAGAGGUGUGCGCACACAGAGCUGGAGGAGGCAUGUCAACAAUCUGAGCUGUGUGGAAAGCAGAGCCUGGGAUAUCCUGUUGGGACCACAGAUGGAAACUCUUCUCAGGUGCACAGUUGGUUUAACCCCUUAGAUUCCUGACCUUUAGUGACGUGGUUUUUCACAGGGGGUUAUAUUUAAUAUACAGAAACAGAUCAAUUAAAAUACUUUAGUGCUAAAGAACUCUAACGUAAAUUACUAACAGAACAUAAAAUCAUACAUAUAGCAAGGGGGUGUAGUGUUUUAUUUUUGCGGGAUGGAGGGGGGUGGUUACAGAUCGAAAUUAAUUAAAUUGUACAAUGAAAUGACACCUUAAAAAAAGAAAAAGAACGUAAUAUUUCAUUAUUUAGUAAUAUCCUUACACCCUCGACCUAAAAUUACUGAAAUGUGGCAGUUAACCAUUUGAAUAAUCACAUAAAUUCUGUAGUGUAACGCUUGUGUUAUGCUCUUUCGGGGUCUUCGACUGAAGAGACCCAGCCGAUAACUUGCUAAGUGCACGGGCGACUCCGAAAAAAACGCAUAUUACUCCGGAGUAACAGGAUUGCAGUGAGUUUUGAAUGGGAGGAGAGAGCCCAUGUUUAGCCCUCUUUAAAAAUAAUAAACAUGAGACUUGGCGUAAUAUACAGCACCCAGGAAUGCUGUUUAUACAUACCGUAGACACAACACACACAACGCUUAUAUCACAAAAAAAAAAAACCACACAACUCCUGGGGAACAAAGGUCAUCCUCACCGGCACACAAAUACAUACCUUUUAUACAGGUGUGCUUCCACUCUGUGUGUUGUUUUCAGUUAGUGUGCUAUAUCUGCAGUGUAUGACGAUUACACGACUGUAAUGGCGCUGCUUUAUAUUGGGAGGAUCUAUAUCUGUGCUGGUUAACUCUUGAAUGUUGAAGCCUUCUGUGUUACCUGUUGGUAUAAAAUAACGCCAAAUUUAAAAUCUCUCCCUUUUUUGCCUAGCAGUUGGCAAAAGCAGCCGAGUCAAAAAAUACUGCGGAUGUGGAAGAGGGGAUGAGGGAGAGGGAUCACCUGCGUCUGGUGUCACAGAUACAGGUUAGUAAGUAGCUGUAUACCUAUGUACAGGAUAUAAAAUAUUUAUUCUGCUACUCCUGUCAGCCUUGAGAAAGUUCACAUGCAGGGUUGCUUGGUUAUUUGAUGUUAAACCCAUUUCACACCCGUGUGCUGAAGCCAAUUUUAGUCUUUCACACUCACUGCAUUUAAAUACCAGUAUUGGUGGGUUUUUCAAAAAGUAACCGUCACAAAUUAUGUUUUCCUUUUUUUUUUUUCUUUCUUUCAUUCUUUUUUUUUAUUUUUUACGAGAGUAUGUGGUGUUAGUAAAUAACUUUUGUUUACAGACAAUUGUAAAUACUAAGAAAAAAGUCACCAUGCAAAAAGCAAAAAAAAAAAAUUUGCCAUUUUCAAUAUGCACUGUAGUGGUUAUGGUGCUUUGAGUGUCCCUAUUAACUUAAAUGCUCCCACCUUUUUUUUUUUUUUUUUUAAAUCAUUCAAAGUUUAUUGUAGCAUACUAUAGUGAUGUACAGGACAAUAGAGCAAUACACUGCCACUAUAUAACAAUGCAAUGUAGCAGAUUAGAAAAUGUGUGUAAGAGAAUACAAAGAUUGUAGAUAAACAAUUAAGGAGCAAAAAACAAACCAUAAGGCCGUACAAGAGAACGACAUCUGUAGACUCAUCGUUUGUGGCGUGACAGUGUGUAGUAGUAUGUGAGCAGAGGCGUGUAUGUGCACAAAAGGAAUAGCAUGAAGGCCAAAUAGUGGUGAUCGAUAAAAUUUGUAAUAAAAAAAAAAAGACAUGUUCGUUUAGUGUGCCAUUUGGAAGCAAGGCCUGAGCACGUAUGUGAGACAGCUUGGUAAUAUAAUAUGGAAUUGGCCAAGGCGGGCAUAUAUACCAGAAAUGCAAUGUGAUAAAUAAAAUCCGUAGGCCAGGUCAAACUGACAAACCCCACGUGCUUAUGGGAUUUAAAUUAGCAAUAUACAGAAAAAGACAAGUGCUGCAAAAGAGUGGUAUGCAAUAUAACAGCGUAACAUCGGUAAUGUCAUAUAAAGAUAACAAAUAAUACAUGGCAUAUAUUGAGAAAAUAAGUUAAAAUAAGAGGAAAAAGUGCAGAGAUGGUCCGAGCCCUGGCAUAAAAAUAAUAAUAAUUGUAAUCCGAUCCAUUCUUUAAAAAGAGAACCAAAAUAGGGAGAAGACUAUGUGAAGACCACCUCGGGCACCGGUGUCUCUAAGGGCCUUGGACGAGCAUGCAUGGCUGGGCAUAAAAAUGAGUAGGAGAAGGAAAUGGAAAAAAACAAACUAUUAACCCCCCCAGAUAUACUCCAAUGUAGCAGCACAGGGUAGUAGAUGGCAAACAAACAUAUGUAUCAAGGCUGGCUGUGGUAUGAUAGUCCAAAUAGGAUGCCAAACCUUCACUCGGUCCCCCCAACCGAGCAUUCCGGGGCACGGUGGGCACUUGGAGGCCGAUUCAGUCCUUUUUUUUUUUUACUUCUCUCUUAGUUCUGAUCUAUACAAAAUAAUAUAGGUAAAUAUUGAACGGGCAAUUCCUUAUAAUGAUUCCUUUUGAUAUUCAUCUAAGAGACGUCCUAUGUGUCUGAUUUGUAGGAUGGCUGUGGGGGAGCAUGUGCUGUAGAUCUGUCCUCAUGCUGGUGGGAAUUUCCGAAUCGUACAGAUUGUUGUAUCGUAGCAGCUAGUGAAUCGUCCGUGAUUCUCUGGAGACCUCGAAGUGAAGAUAGCUGGGAGACUGCUCACACAUGGAAUUUCAUGGAGGUAUGUGCAGUACAGAAACACAGUGCAGCUAACUCUACCUGUGUUACAACUUUUUAAUGAUGGAUGACUGUAUAGCCAAGGCCAGAAGCGUGAAACUAAUUUUGUUCUGUGAAUUGAUAUUUUAGACGUUGCUAUCGUGGCGUCCAUUUCUGUUUCUAAUUUACAACAGGACGUCUUUUUCUGACAUGCAUUUUAAUAAGAAUCCACAACGGAAAGUAGAGUUAUUGUUCUAUUAUGAAUACUCAUCACAUCACACGCCAUAUGCUCUUAGUGUGGGAUGCCACGCUAUGCAUUGUGGGAAUAAGAGGAUGCACUAGGGAGGUUUGAUUUAUGAAGCCAUGUUUGAAGAGGAGGAAGUGAAAUUAUGGCAUGUAUAACAUAUAAUUUGUUAGCAUGUUCUCUAUAUCGUUUCUAUGCUUGUUAUAACAGCUACUAAAACAGUAAAUGUAUCAUAAAGAUAAAUUAUAUAUUUAUUUUGUUUGGUAGCUGUUACCUUUACUAACUUCCCGUGGUUGUACAGCUAUGGCUGAAAAACACCUAGUACUAUAUUUCGAGACUUUUCAUGUUCAGUAUUAAGAGAUAUCUUCCUGUAAUUACACAUUUUACUAGAACUUCAAAGACCUGUUCCUACAAUCCACUGAAAGGCCACCAUGCCAUGAUAUCCCAGUUUUGGGCAUGUGAGUUAAUCAUUGACGUGGUUUUCUAAUUAAAAGAAAAAGUAGAUGAGAGAUGACAUUAAAUCCUAUUAAUAUUGUGGAUUCUGAUGCCAGGUUUGAAAGACACUACUCAAAGCAGUACUUCUUAAACUAAUCUUCACCAAUCGCCAACAGUCAAUGAUCUGAUUUAGAUAGUUAUAAUGUCCUGCUCCAUUGGUGGACCCUUUAAGACCCACCAAAAGUCCAGAACAUCACAAUUGCCUUGUUAAAUCCUUUUAAUUUAGACACAUGCGCACAGUUCGAGGUAACCCCAAAUCCUGUAAUAUAGGUGGAUUCUGCAGAGAUGUGUGAAGAUGCUAGAACAACGAUUCUUAAACCAGUCUUUAAGAACCACUAACAGUCAAGCUCCAAAAAUGCUCAAUGUUCUAAUAGGUCAUCAAGGAGCUGUUCUAGAGAUGUCUUGUGUGUGUUCACAAGCUGAAUACUAAUGCAGCCUUUUCUGUUUGUAGAUGCCUGUCGUCCAGAUACUUCCUCUUCCAGGAGAGAAAAAUAUUGUAUGUGUUGCUCUGGGAAACCUAGAAAUUAGGGAAAUUUGGUAAGGAGAAAAGCUAGAAUGAAUCAAAUUCUAUCCAAAGGGUCUCACAGUCCAGAAAUGCUGCUGCGUGAAAUGUAAUAUAUAUGACAUUAUAAAAUGUGAAUAAAAUCUGAUGUGUAAGGCUGUGAAAUCGUGCUUCUUGCAGCUCUGCCUUCAAGCCAGCUUGUCAGUCACAGUGCUCUUAUAAUUAAUACUCCUAUAAACAGACUUAAACAUGAACCAUGCUAUUUAUUCAUUAUCACAUAUAAUGUCAUACAGUGUAGGAUAUGCAGCAUUCUGUUCACUGGAUUAUGUUUCCCAGUCAGUUUGCAGAUUGAUACUGAAAUACUGAGAUUGAUUUCCAGUUAAUUUGGUUAUAUUUGAGAGAAUUCACCUCUUGUUCUUUACAUGUUCUUAUCUAUUCUUCUGUCCUUGUACUAACUGAUUUAUUCUAGCUUUCUUUUAACUGAUGUACCCAUUUCCACGAAGGUGGAAUGUGGAAAUGCAAAACAGCAUCAGCAAUCCUAUUGGUAAGGUACAUUAUCCUAGGACGAAAACAGAAAACUAAAAUCUUCUUUCUUGCCAGAAAAGCUGACAUUUACUUUUGGAUAAGAAGGCUGAUGGCUCUUCUUGUAAGGUUUAUUAUUGUGAAAUGUUUUCUGUUAUGUCGUUAAACCAUUCUCUGGAUUUGCACAGGUUGCUGUUCUCUUGCCCUGGAAGCCUGAAUUGGGAGCAGCAAAUAGUAAAACGUGGGCAUACGAAAAUAGCAAUGGGCUUAUCUCAGCGCCGAAUUGCCAGCUGUAGCAGCCUGGGGUCCAAUCAAGUGGUCGAAAUUCUGCAACUUUCAACAAAUGGGAGGUGAGGAGGGGAGGAGAUUUUGCUAGAGUCUUAUGCUUUCACUAUGUUAAUAUCAGUCCAUUAAGUCUUUAAUUUUUUUUGUUUGUUUUUUUUCCUUACCUUUUUUAAAUGUUACAUUUUUUUUUUCCUUUUUUUAUUUUUUUUUAUUUGCAUUUUAUAGAAUUUCACAGACUUAUUACAGGUAUACAGGGUAUGCGGGUUACAGUCAUGUUUACAGCAUAGAGAAUACAAUAUAUUGAGCAGCAUGCAUUGUCAAUGUACCAUCAUAACUUUACAUUGGUGAGAACAUGUGUUGAGCAUACAUGUAGUAGUGAUACUAGAGUUACACCGUUAAACAGAAUAUCCUGACAUUGCUAUUGUGCCUAUAUUUAUGUUGCUCUCUUUCUUGUCCAAUGGACGUGAUAGUUAGAGUUUUCUUUACGCUGUGCCGGUCUCGGUAAGUGCUCAGCUGUAAAGUAACCCACAUCUCCCUGGUGCUCAGCUACUUUUCCAGUGAAAAGCUACAAACUUGGGGGCAUAACCUGGGUGUAAUACGGGGAAGGAGGGAGAGGUAGAGGAGGGGAGGAGGGCGGGUGUUGGUCCCUUUGUCUAGUCCAGCAUAUAGGCCUGCUCUUCGGCCCCAAUAAUUUGCACCAGAGUACUCAUCCAGCUUUAAGUAAGAAGGGGUGGAGUGUGGUUCUGAGAAGGGGUGCUUAUUACCUUUUCCCUAAAGCACUGUUCUGUGGGCAGCAACGUGAAGGGUGUUUAGAGUGUUUAAAGUUUCACCGUUUCUGUUGGUAUGUGUCCCAUUUUUCCCACGCCUCCUUCCAAAAUUUUUGUGGUGGAUUAUUGGAUCUGGCCAUUAUCUCAUACCCCUUUAUGGUUUCAAUGUGUGUUAUGCAGCUCUGUAUGUUGGGGAUCAUCUGCUUUUGCCAGUGUUUGCUGAUAUGCAGCAGAACUGCCAAGAUAAUGUGAUAUAUUAAAUAUCGAGAUGAUUUUGUAUGGCUUGGUGGCAUAUACUGUAGGAGAUAAUGCUCAGGAGUAUGUGCGAGAGCUACACCUGUAGUGUUUUUAAUUAGGGCCUGUGUGUCCGUCCACAGUGGUGUCAGGACCAGGCAGUCCCACCAUAUGUGUAGCAUGGUGCCCUGGGCUUUAUUGCAUCUCCAGCACAGUCCUGUAUUCUUAGAUGUCAUAUGUUUUAGACGGGUUGGUACUAAGUACCAGCGGUAUAAUAACUUCCUGGCUAGUUCUAGAUGGGCUGUGCUGAGUGUGAGUUUCUUAUUCUCAUACAAUAUAUAUGACCACUGCUCUUUUGUUAACUGUCUUCCUAGUUCCGCUUCCCAUGCUUUUACAAACUGUAAUGUAUGUGGGUCUAGUGCUCGAUGAUGGUGAUUGUACAGUGUGGAGAUUAGCUUAAGUGGUUUUUUCGUCUGUGUGCAGAGGCUUUCUAAUGCAGUGAAAGUGCCCCACCUGUUUCCUGGAGGUAGUACAUUUUUAUUUUUCUGCAACCAUGAGUUUAUCUGUCUGUGCGCAAAUGCUGCUGCGUUGGGUAAUUGGUAUGUAUUUUGCAGUUGUCUGAAUUGUUUGAUCAGGGAUGACCUCUCCCUGAUCAAACAACUGAUGUAAGUAUAUCAGACCGCUACUACUCCAGGACGCCGUGUUCAAUUAAGGUAUCAGUCCAUAAAAGGAAUCUAGGAGUAAGGCUGGAGAGAGCCCCCCAUCAAGUCCCUGUUCCUUAUGAAAUCUGUCCCAUUCUCGUAAUGUUGUGGCUGUGAGUGGUGACAUAUCUUUAUAUUUUUUUCUAAGCUGUGGUGGAGUCCAGGCUAGGUGCGUUAUUUGUUGUCCCCCAGUGAGUUCUGCUUCUACGGUUACCCAAGGGGAUGGUUUGUCAUGUUGGUGUAGUUCGUUGACCAGCGGUGCAAGUAUAGCUGAUCUGUAAUACGUGGCUAUGUGUGGUAAUCCCAUUCCCCCUCCUUUAUAUGUGAGGUACAGGAUUUUUUGCCGCUAUUCUGGGUUUCUUAUGGGACCAGACAAAGGCAUUAAUCAAUUGUUGUGCGUCGUGAAGAAAUUUUUUUGAGAGCCCAACCUGUAAUGUACGAAACAGGUAUUGCAGUCUCGGGAGAAUUUUCAUUUUGACUGCAGCUAUUCUACACAUCCAUGAUAUGUAUUUCCCUUUCCAAUUCGUCAGCUGCUGUUUUAUGGAUGUAAGGAGUUUGCCGUAAUUCUCCCGAUGUAAGUUCCUCUCUAGUUUCGUAAAUUUUAUGCCCAAGAAAGUUAAGUGGUCUUGUCUCCAUUCAUAAUGAUAUUUCUGUUGCAAGGCUGUAUACAGCGAUGCGGGCGCAUGUAGACUCAUUGCCUGCGUUUUAGAGCUAUUCAGUUUGUAAUACGAGCAAUUGCUAUACUGUUGUAACAGAUUCUGGAGUUCUGAGAUAGAGGUGAGUGGGUCAGACAAGGGGAGCAUAACGUCAUCCGCAAACAUCGUUAUUUUGUAUGUUUUAUGUUUAAUUUUCACACCUCGGAUUUGGCUGUUAUCCCAUAUCGCCUGGGCUAAUGGCUCUAGCGCAAGAAUGUAUAGGGCUGGGGAAAGCGGGCAUCCUUGCCUCGUUCCAUUUGUGAUAAGGAACGGCUUGGAUACAAACCCGCCAUUUGCAACUUGUGCUGAUGGCUUGGAGUACAGUGCUGAGAGUAGGGAUAGGAAUUGUUGUGGGAAUGCAAAUUUUUGUAGUACAGUUCUCAGGAAGUUCCAGUGUAGUCUGUCGAAUGCCUUCUCGGCGUCCAGGGAUAUAAAGACCCUGGACUCUCCGGGAGGCGUCCCACUAUAGAGAAGGCUGUGGAGUUUCCUAGUGCCGUCAGUCCCCUGUCGCCCCCUCACAAAUCCCACUUGAUCCGGGUGUGUAAUAAAGGGGACGAGGGCCGCUACACGGUUGGCGUAUAUUUUGGCUAGGAGUUUCGUAUCUGUGUUUAACAGUGAGAUAGGUCUUAAAUUUUUUGGUUGCGUAGGUGGUUUCCCUGGCUUUGGUAGCGUGGCUAUGUGUGCUAAUAGCAUUUCUGAUGGCAUCUUCCCUGUGUGUACAAUGUGGUUCAGUGUAUGUACUAGAUGGGGGCUCAGGAUGUUCGAAAAGACUUUGUAGUAAGUGUUCGUGAAGCCAUCUGGUCCGGGUGAUUUCCCCGAAGGGAGUGUACUGAUAGUUUGCUGUAGUUCUUUCAGUGUAAUCGGUUCUAUCAGGGAGUCCUGCUGUUGUUGUGUUAAUUUUGUCAAUUUUAUCUGCGAGAGGAAGUUAUUAAUUUCAACUUGUGUUGGCUGAUGCGUUUGGGGAUCCUUUGUUAAAUUGUACAGGUUUUGGUAAUAGGCUGCUGUUUCUUCAUUAAUGUCUAGGGGGUUAUAUAUCUUCCCUCCUGUGCUGGUGAGUAAAUAUGGGAUUUUGGAGUGUGCUUGGUGAUACCUCAGUAAAGAUGCUAAUUUUUUUCCCGCUCUGUUCCCGUGGGUGUAAUGCUUCAAUUUGAGUGUUUGUAGGGUGCGUGCUGUUUUUUGAAGUAGGAGAUCAUUUAAUUGAUUUGUAAUUUGUUCUAUUUCAAUGUUAAGGCCGGGAUUGGGGUGUAAAAAUUGGGCUGCGUUUAGGUCACGCAGUUUGGUCAAUAGUGUAAGGCGCGCUUGUUGAGAAGUCCUGUUGAGGAAGGACGCUCUGCUAAUGAGCUGACCUCUAAUAACUGCCUUAUGAGCCUGCCAAGAGGUGGUAGGUGAUAUGUCAGGUUGAUUGUUAAGUUGGAAAUAUUUAUCUAUCUCAGUUUCCAAUUCCUUUUUAAAAGUGUCGUUGCAGGGUAUCGUUUAGUCGCCACGGGGCUUUCCCUCUGUGUUUGUAAGUAUCCUGGGUUAUGAGGGUCACUGGAGCGUGGUCUGACCACACUAUGUCCCCUAUGCUACUCUGUACUGUGGAAGGCACCAAAUCUCUCGACACCAGUAUGACGUCUAUUCUGGAGUGGGUUCCAUGCACCUUGGAAUGGAAAGUGUAAUUUUUGUCAUUCGGGUGUUUCGUUCGCCAUAUGUCAUAUAAGUUAUGGUCAAGUAAUAGCUUAGUGAUGGCUUUGCAUUGUGGUAUUAAGGAUCUAUGUCUAGGAGUAGAAGGAGACACUGUCGUGUCCAUAGUCGGCUGGAGAAUGUGGUUCAUGUCACCACAUAUUAUGACGCCAGCCCUGUGCUCUUGGGGUAAUUUGCUCAGUACUCUAUGCAAAAAAUUGCGCUGGUUGGAGUUAGGGCUGUAUAUGCCUACCAAGGUAUAUAUGGCUCUGUUAAUUUGACAGUGGAUUAUUAAAUAUCGGCCUUGUGCGUCUGUUUUGACGUUUAGCAGUUCAAAAGUGAGCGAUUUGUGAAACAGGAAGGACACUCCUCUAGUUUUGGAAGAAUAAGUCGUAUGAUACUGCGUCGGGUAGUCUUGUUUCCCAAAUUCUGGUAUUCUCCCACGCACGAAGUGCGUUUCCUGAAGGCACAUAAUGUCUACUUUAGCUAUCUUAGUUUCCUCUAACAAAACUCUACGUUUAUGAGGGGUGUUUAGCCCCUGUACGUUAUGUGUGUAUAUCUUCAUAAUAUGAUGUUAUGUGGGUUCGUUGCUGAAUUAGCAGUUUACUCCUUAUUCUAUCUUCCGUUCGUGAGUGUAUGUCAGUUGUGCUCAUAUCAGGCAAGAGUGUCUCUGUGGGGGUGAUAGUGAUCAUAGCUGGUGUGGGCAGUAGCUUGGACUUUCUUAUCCAUGCGGGACUAAAACAUGGGGAGGUUUAAACCGGGUAAUAACAAAAACAAAGUAUAUACAUGUAUGGGUCUUGGUACUGGUGGUGAGUACCGUGGGGGUGGAAACUUGCAUGUUUCCGUGUCGUGGCUAUGGGUCUUCCGCUGUCUCCUAACCUUUGGGGACGGUCGGUCGCACUAGGUCACCCAUGCAUCAAAUAAUAAAAGUCUUAUAGGCUCUUUGGCAUGUGUACGGCUGUGCUAAGAAAAAAGGAUAAAUGGUAGUAGGACUAAGAAAAUUUUGUUAGGCACAUUCGUAGGUACAUAUAUAUAUACACAACAUAAAUUCACCUUAAUCUGCAGCUGGUGAGCGCAUCCAGUAGGGCAGCAUCUUGCUCCCCAAUAGCUCGGGGGGCUCGUUAAAGUAGCAGGUAUCUAUUGAUUACGUACUGAACAUGUGUUAUACCAUUAUUAUUUUUAUUUUUUUAUUUUUUUUUAUUUUUUGUAGCCUCGUUUUGUCUGGUUCCUAGAAGGGUCGGGGGUCUGCUAACUGAUUGAUCUCUAAGUAGUUUAUCAGUGUUGUUCUCACAAUAUACCUUUGAUGAGGCACACGGAAAAGAUAGGUGUGUCCUCUGCAAAUCAUCGCCUCUCCCGUGAGCUACAGGCUGCUAGGGGAGACUAGUUCAGCUCCAGACCUCCAUUAAAUGUUUGGGGAUUUAUUGCUCGCCAGCUUAAGUAGCCUUAGUGAACUAUGUAGUCUAACGUGAUAUAACCAAUCCCGUGUUAACCUGAAAUUUUUUUUUUUUUUUUUUUCAUAGAACAUUGCUAUAUCUUUUCCUCAGUCCUUGGCCUUAUUGCAAGCACACAUGUAUAAACAGAUUUAUACUUGCGGGUGUCCAGCAGUUCAUGCUUUGUGCCAGUCCAGUGGGAUGCGCCUGGCAGGUGGGGUGGUAUGAUCUGGUCUUUGGUCCAUGAAUCCCCAGGAUUGUAGUUUGCGAAGUUCAUCUUCAGGUGAUGUGAUGACUUGGGUGGCGUUGUCUUUCGUCACCAACAUUUUGGUAGGGAAGCCCCAUCGAAAUCUGAGGCCAUGAGCUCUCACGGAGUUGGCAACUUGAGCGAACUCUUUCCUUCUACGAAGAGUGGACACAGAAAGAUCGGCAAAGAUCAGCAGGUUUGGAUAACCUUCCAGUGGUGUCGCUUUAUUCCUGCUUGACUUGAGUAUAAGCUCUUUAAUAUGAUAAUAAUGCAUUCGCAGUAGCACAUCCCGCGGUGCAGUUUCUGGUAGGAACCGUGGUCUAGGCAGGCGGUGUACUCGGUCCACGAGUAACAUGUCGGUAGGUAUGUCUGGGGCAUAUGCUUUAAACACGCCUCUGACAUAUGCCUGCAGGUUCUCCGGCACAACAGCUUCCGGGAUCCCUCUGAUACGCAGGUUAUUCCUGCGUGCGCGAUCCUCUAGGUCAGUUAUUUUAUUUUCUGUCGCCAGUAAUUUUUGUUCCAGUUGUUCCACAUGAGAAGCUAUGUCAUUGUGUGCUGUAGCAAAUUCUGCCAUCUUGUUCUCCAUGUGGGAGGUGCGCUUGCCUAAUUCUUGCAUGUCCUUCCUCAGCGAAUCCGCCGUGUGUUGCCACGAUGUAAUUAGCUUGUUUGACAGGGUGUCCAGAGCUUGUUGCAAGUAGCUCUUGGUGAGUUUAUCAGAAUCCCCUUCCUGCAGUACCGCUGUGUUCUCUAGGCUGUCAGGAGCGGAGCCGCCAUCUUGCGACCAGGCCCGAGCCUCCUCCGGCUCCUGGUGCGGCUUAUUUCCAUAGAAAUUAAUUUUUUCUGCUUUUGGUGCAGUCUUCUUGCCCCUCUGCUGUGCCAUCUCUUGUUUUUUAGCAGUUAUACCGCCGUGUUGCGCUGGAUGGAGUCAGAUUGCGACCCGUGGUGCCGGAGCGAAAGGAUCACACGUCCAUUCCUCUCGGCGGUUAGCCACGCCCCCCUUCCUUUUUUUUUUUAACUUCAAAGUGCAGUAAUAUUAAAUGUUAUGACAGUCUGCAGCGUAUUUUGGCGUUCAUACUCCCCAUUGUACAGUGCUGCCGAAUUUGUUGGCGCUUUGUAAAUGCUAAUAAGAAUAAUAUUACUCCUAUGGCACACAAAUAAAAACAUGAGUUGGUCUAAGUGUAUGUAAAAUGACACCCUUGCAGUUAUUGAAUACAUAUAUUUUGUCUAACAGAAGUUUAGUAUAUGCCAGAUUUGAAUUAAAGUAUGUUCUAUCCUAGCCUAUACAGUAAGUUAUUUCAUGUGGAGGGGGAAAAGGGAAGGCGGGGGGGGGGGAAGGAGGGUCAAGGAAAGGUAAGUCAUGGAAAGCUACAUGUAUUUCUGUGUGCGUCUGGAGUGCUUUGAGUGUCGUCCUGGGUCUUUAAGGGUACAUCACGCUAUUGAAGUCUAGAAUAUGAUUUUUGAGAUUGUGAGGGUAUCCGAGUUUGAUAGGGGUAGUUUUGAAGAUUCUCUGUGAGGUGAGUUCUGGUCUAUGUGGAUAUCUGGUCCAUCGGAGGUGGUGGUUGUGUUUACUUUCGUGCUGUAGGGGGUGCCUUCGGGCAUGCUAGGGUGUACAUAGUACUGCUAGUUUAGGGCACGAUUUGGCAAGUAGAGGGAGACUGUUUUUUUUUUUUUAAGAUGAUGGUGCACAUACUAUUUCUGCCCACCUCCACGGCUUGUCCUAGUCUAUUUCCACUGAAAAUGUCAUUUUCUCUACCGAAUUCCUUGAUCGUGUAUCUGUCAUGUCACCGAUAAUUCUUCGUGCCCAAGUUGGCCAUCACUCUUUCUCUGUCCGUGUUCUGCAGCUCCGUGAGAUCCCAGUCACUGAUGCCCCCUAAAGAGAGUAUCCUGGCAUUUUGUGAAUUAGAAGGACAGAAGGAUGCUUUGAUUGGGUCUACUGCGAACAAUAACAUGGUUAUCUGGUAAGUCCUGUGCAGAGCAGAGUCCUGAAUAAAUUCUAUCAUCGAGAUAACAAUGGAUCUCUCUGCCAGCCAAUGCCACUCCGAGAAUUCUGGGAAUUGUACUCACCAAUCUAAUACUUAUUUAGAAGCCAGUCUGAAUAUGUAAGUGUUUAUAGAAAUUCCUGUUUAUAUGAGCUGAAACCUCUGCAGAAUUCAUAGUUUGGUGAGUAUUUCCAGUAAAUUACAGAAUUCAGUCCCGAAUAAGCUGGUUAAUAAAGUCGGUAAAUUAAAGAGACCGUGUAGGCCAAACAUCCUUUCGGUUUACCGGCAAAUUAGUUUAACCUUGCUCAGUUUUGUCAAAUAUUAAUAGACUGCAGAUUUUAGGACUGUUUUUGGAAUGUGAUGUAAACUAAAAAUACUUGGAGUGUACGCAAUGCUGUCCUGGUGAACAAAUGUAAAAAAAAUAAGAAAAAAUUGCUCAAGAAUGAUUAAACGAAGUGGGUGCUGUAAUUGUUAUGCCAUAAAAUGUAUUAUUUUGUGAACAUUUAUGCACCAUCAUGUAAACCCCAUCCUAUCCCCUGGAUCAAAUAUAUAAUAUUACGUAGGUUUAAAAGAAUAUGAUCAGCCAAUCAGAAGGGGGGGUUAUGGUGAAUUCUGGGUAAGAGCAUGCUAUAAGCAGCAUGACCACAUAUAGUGUUGGUUGAAGUAUGUUGUUUAAAAAAAAAAAGUCCCCCUAAACUUUCAGGGCCUGGGUUAGACAAAUCUCUUUCCAUCAUUCCUAAUGCGAGUUAAACAUUUCAUCUCAACAUGUAGACCCUAAAGCAAUCUGUUCCAGUGAUUACAUUGCAACAGAGAUUGAAGUUAUUGUUGGCUUACUAGUAAACUGUGGCACCCCCAAACCCAGUCUUUUAGAAACUACAACGCCCAUGAUGCUUUCCAAAGCCUUAAAGAACAACUAUCACCUGAUGUAUAUGGCUGAAGCAUUGUGUCAUGUACUAAAGGUGGAGUUUUUCUCAUUUUUUUAAAAUGUUAUCCUUUAUGACCAUUAAAAGCUAACUGUUGGAAUGCCACUGUUUUGAACCAUCUGUGUGUUCUUGCAGUAAGCUUUAAUUUUUCUGGUUUCCAGGAAUUCUAUCACUGGACAGCUGCUGAGUAACAUUAAUGUGGGUGAACUCUGCAGCGAUUGCAUCUGUCUGAGUGCAUCCUCCGAGUCUGUAAGUGGGCUUCUCCUGACUCCUUGUAGUGUUUGAGUGUGUUUAAUGACAUUUAAGAUUCCCACAGCAGCUAUGACAAAUGAUUUCUGCUUUUAUGAAUCAGGGUCUCGUGUUCCUAGUCCUCGUCAGUCCUUACAGCAGCGAAUGCAUAUUCAGACUGAUUGCAGCUAAUCCCAGAGAAGCCAAGUGUGUCAAUGUCAUGCAGUACACCCUACCAGAAGAUCACACUGGCAGGUAAUGACAUGAAUCAUCAACAAUCUAUGUCAGUGGUAAACAUACAGCACAGUUUGGCUGACAAAUCAUGCAUGAUAACAACACACUUCAAGAUGGCAGGUUAUUAAAGUUUAAAAAAUAAAUAAAAAAAGUCUCCAAAAUGUAAUAUUAUUAUUUGUAAGAAAACCAUUUUGCUUUGUAUUCAUCAGAGUACUGGUAUAGGUAUUAUCUCGAUUCUUUAAAGGAAAUUUAAAAAAAAUAAAAUAAACCAUGAACUAUCCAUCCACACAUCUUGCGCACAAUAGAUUUAUUUAAAACGCUUGCCCUCUAGUAUAGUGCCCAUUUGGAAAUCUCUCUUGCAGGUUUUAGCUAACUGAUAUGGGCAUCAUCCUACUAUAAAGACAGCAAGUGUCUCUUGUCCGCAGUAAGCUUACGUAGCAGAUAAUUCUUUUGAAAUCCUUAAAUUCCGCAGCAAGUUGUGUUAGAGAGCCGAUACAAAUUUUUACAGAUGGAAUUAUAGUUUAUACAUGUUUUGCUUUAAAUGUAGGUAUCUGGAAGGAAAUGUGAAAAAUCAGAAGGCAGUAGCGGUGUUGACUUGUGGAAGCAUUGCACUCUGGGAAUUAUCCAGCCGUCAGUGCUCGUCUCUGCUUCCUCCUGCUCCAGGCACGCGCUGGUGCUUGGUGCGAUGGGCCCACUCCUCUUCAUCUGUACUGACUGCACAAAACAAUGGAACCAUAUGUGUGUAUUCAUUAACAGAACCCAGCCAGACAAGGAUGAGCGAAGAAUUGGCGAUCUGGGACAUUGUGUCUCCAAGUGUUCUGUUUUCCUAAAUAACAGUGUCUGCAAAC
Messenger RNA from Pelobates cultripes (western spadefoot toad), 41961 nucleotides. NCBI's taxonomy places the organism in Eukaryota, Metazoa, Chordata, Amphibia, Anura, Pelobatidae. The record is from the annotation of a GenBank genome assembly.